Messenger RNA from Talaromyces stipitatus ATCC 10500, 2718 nucleotides. RefSeq lists its product as uncharacterized. Bases 1 to 2718 code for a protein of 905 amino acids. The record is from RefSeq and is a predicted model, not a curated record. The transcript is spliced from 2 exons. NCBI's taxonomy places the organism in Eukaryota, Fungi, Ascomycota, Eurotiomycetes, Eurotiales, Trichocomaceae.
AUGCCUAUUCUGACUUGGUUGGGGGAUCCACCUUCACAUACCACUGGUACAACAUUUGGGGUGCCUUGGGAGCAGGGUCGAUACUUGCCCGGCUGCGGUAGUCUCGUUUGUUUCGACUCCAACCGCCAACGAUUGCCUUUGCAAUCUUGGAUUAAUGCAUACUGGCCAGAUGGAUCGAUCAAAUGGACUGGGCACGCACUGCCAGGAGUAUCCAAUUACCCUGCUCGCAUCUCGGUUGAAUACAGGUCGUCGACACCCUUCCAUUCGAAAGAAAACUCUGUAAGACACGACCUGUCGGUCUGUCGAAUAAAGGUGAACUCAGCUUCAGAAAGCUUGGAUGUAGAUACUGGCAAGAUCAAGAUAGUGCAUUCUGGAACUGGGAAGGUUGUCGCCCAGCAAGGUCACUUGAUAUAUCAGCACCAAUCUUCAAUGGCAGUCGAUGAAGAAACAUCUUACAACAACAACAUCAGUCAUUAUACAUUGAAAGGGGAAAUAGAAAAUGUCGAGAUUGAGCACAAAGGCCCCUACAGAAUAGUUGUACGUAUUGAAGGAAAAUAUCAGCGGCCGGCAUCAUUGGAUGAGACUCCUUCUGCAGCAUCUGGAUGUCUACCUUUUAUUUUACGGUUUUAUCUGUACGCAAAUUCAGACACGAUACGUCUUGUUCAUACCAUAAUCUACGAUCGGAAUCCAGAAGAACACUUUAUUCGAGGUAUUGGCAUCCGAUUCCAGAUUCCUUUGAAAGAUGAGCCCCAGUAUGACCGACAUGUAAGAUUCGCAGGUGAAGAUGGAAUCUUCCACGAAGCCGUGCAGAAUGUCACUGGAUUGUGGAAGGAUCCUGGCAUUGAUAUCCGGAUGUCACAGAUUUCUGGUCGGCCAACGCCGGCCCUUGAUCAAUGGAACACAGACUUCGGAUCCGGUUUACGAUGGGUCCCUAAGUGGAAUGACUUCACACUGUUGCAACUAUCUCCCGACGGGUAUACCAUGAGGAAAAGAACAAACAGUGGAAAUAGCUGGGUGAAUAUUCCUGGCGGGACAAAAGCCAACGGUCUUGUCUAUCUUGGAGGAUCACACAACGGGGGUUUGGGUAUCGGGAUGCGCUAUUUUUGGGAGAGGUAUCCUACGCAACUGGAUAUCAGGAAUGCAGCCACGGACCUUGGAGAUGUCACCUUAUGGAUUUAUAGUCCUGCAGCAGGCCCGAUGGACAUGCGUCCUUAUCACGACGGACUGGGUGAAAAGACAUACGAUGACCAGCUAGACGCGAUGCGGAUAACAUAUGAAGACUGGGAGCCGGGCACUGGAACGCCGUAUGGUAUAUCCCGGACAAAUGAGAUAUAUCUAUAUGCAUUUGAUAACACGCCUAGUACUGCAGUGUUGUCAAAACUUGUUAGCAAUAUGCGUGAUACGCCGCUUCUUAUUGCAGACUCGGAAUAUAUUCACAGCACGAAAGCAUUUGGACAGUACUGGAAACCGUUCUUGACAUCAAUUCACACAAUUACAGAACCGAUCCCGAAAGCUCAGGAUAUCCUGCGCAACCUCGAAUUUUUAUUCAAUUUCUAUCAGACGCAAAUUGCGCAACGGCGGUGGUAUGGCUUCUGGGAUCAUGGGGAUAUAAUGCAUACGUAUGAUGGAGACAGACACACCUGGAGGUAUGAUGUUGGAGGAUAUGCUUGGGACAAUUCAGAACUGUCUCCGGACCUGUGGCUUUGGCUUUACUUUCUUUGCACGCAGCGAGCAGAUGUUUAUCGUGUCGCUGAAAGCCUAACUCGACACACCUCCGAGGUCGACAUGUAUCAUUUGGGUCCAUAUAAAGGCCUUGGAACAAGACAUGGAGUCCAACACUGGAGCGAUAGCUGUAAACAAGGGCGGGUCUCCAAUGUACUAUAUCGGAAGUUUUUUUAUUACCUGACAGGUGGGGAUGAAAGAACUGGUCAGAUAAUACGAGAGACGCUUGAUUCAGAAAAGACAUACUUCACACUGGAUCCCUACAGAAAGGUCCGCAAGGAUAGGAGCAGAGUGACUCUAGAGCCAGAAAAAGGGGUUUUGAUCUCAUUGGGCACCGAUUGGUCGGCACUUGCAGGUGCGUGGAUGAUGGAAUGGGAGAGGAAAGGCUCGGAAUGGAAGAAAUACCGAGAGAAGUUAUUUAACUCCAUCAAGGGAAUUAAUUCUCUAACGAAUGGGUUUGUUACUGGCCAGGCACUUUUGCAUAUACAGAGUGGUGGAAUUAGCCCACCUCCAAGCGAUCCACAGAAUGCUGGAAUUGUGCAAGUAGGUCAUCUGUCGGCCAUGUUUGGUCUUGUCGAGACAUGUGCGGAACUCCUCGAUCUGGAAUUGUAUGAACAAAUUGAGCACACGAUACUUAAUGAUUUUCGAUCCAAGUGGCUAGAUUACUGCAUGUACUACAAUGCACGAAGUGACGCUCAAGUCUCUCGAUAUGGUGUCGCCUUUCCCAAACUAAUACUUCGGCAAGGCCACUCCCGAUUGACUGCAUAUGUGGCUCGUACACUGGGAAAGGAAGAGCUUGCGCGACGUGCGUGGAAGGAGUUUUAUGAAGGAGAUGGGUAUGAAGCUUCAUUGCCCUGGACUGCAGAGCACAAAUCUGGGAGUGAAUUUCCGGUUCCUAUGGAUGAAGCCAGCUGGGUAUCUACCAAUAUCACGGCAUUGUAUGGACUGGCAGCUAUUCAGAAUAUUGCUUUUGUUGCUCAGUACCUGAUGACAUAG